Molecule: messenger RNA, 2666 nt
Organism: Myxocyprinus asiaticus (Chinese sucker)
Lineage: Eukaryota; Metazoa; Chordata; Actinopteri; Cypriniformes; Catostomidae
Product: carbonic anhydrase-related protein 10-like
Exons: 9
Coding region: 371-1351 (326 amino acids)
Molecular function (GO): zinc ion binding; carbonate dehydratase activity
Source: RefSeq, a predicted model, not a curated record
GAUUAGCACGCGCUUAAACCUCAGAUCCGCGCGCACGGGCAGGUAACGCAGCCAGCAUCAUCCACGACUCAAUAGAACAAACAAGAUUUCAUAAGUACCUUUGUUUUUUCUGUUUUGCUACGUAUGAUACCAACGACUAACUUUAUAGUUUCUAUGCUGAAAACUGUCAGUUGAUUUUUCGUUUCGUAAAUUUCAUAGAACAUCUGCGCUCUGGGUCGCGACAUUUGGAAAGGACGAUUUUCAUCGCAUUUGAGAGUGACGGGACCGCGGGAGCCCGCGCCGUUCGCUCCGAAUGAUGCUUCAGACUUUGACUCGUGUUAUCAAGUUAAUUACCUGAAUCGAAGCGUGAUGGUCAUGGACUAGAUGAAGAAUGCCGCACGUUUGGGAGUUCGUUCUGAUUCUCAACAUUAAUGUCAUCUUUGUAGAAGCACAGCCGGUGUCAUCAAAGCUUCACGAUGGUUGGUGGGCAUACAAAGAUGUUGUCCAGGGGAGCUUUAUACCAGUGCCAUCAUUCUGGGGACUAGUUAACACUGCUUGGAAUCUUUGUGCGAUUGGGAAGAGACAGUCGCCUGUAAAUAUCGAAACCAGUCGUAUGAUUUUUGACCCCUUCCUCAACCCAAUACGGCUCAAUGCAGGGCAACGGAAGGUCAGUGGAACCAUGUACAAUACAGGUCGACAUGUGUCCCUGCGCCCAGACAAGUCGCACCUGGUGAACAUUUCUGGCGGGCCACUGAGCUACAGCUACAGGCUGGAGGAAAUCCGACUUCACUUUGGCAGUGAGGACAGUCGGGGCUCAGAGCACCUGCUCAAUGGCCAGGCCUUCCCUGGAGAGGUGCAACUCAUCCAUUAUAAUCAGGACUUGUAUUUAAAUUACAGUGAUGCUGCCAGGAGUCCUAAUGGAAUUGCAGUUGUUUCUAUUUUCAUGAAGAUUUCAGAGCCUACAAAUUCAUUUCUAAACCGUAUGCUGAGCAGAGAGACCAUUACAAGGAUUACAUAUAAACAUGAUGCAUACUUACUGAUGGGCCUCGAUAUUGAGGAGCUAUAUCCAGAAACCUCCCGUUUUCUUACAUAUGAGGGGUCAAUAACUAUUCCACCGUGCCUUGAGACAGCCACCUGGAUCUUAAUGAAUAAGCCAAUAUACAUUUCACAGAUAGAGAUGCAAUCUCUUCGUCUUCUCAGUCAAAACCAGCCAUCCCAGAUCUUUUUGAGUAUGGGUGACAAUAUGCGGCCGACCCAGCCACUGCACCAGCGCUGCAUUCGCACCAACAUCAACUUCACUCAGAGAAGGGACUGUCCCAACAACCGCGUGCUGAGGCCACAAUACAGAGUUAAUGAAUGGCUCCUAAAAUAAAAGAUGUUGACUAGUUACUUCAGAAUCUCUGGUAAUAUCUGAAGAAUAUGGCCAACAAACUGAGGAAGUUUGGACAAAUGCUGCAAGAUGAAGCUAUCAACAAGACAAAGGACUUAAAAGAGGACUCUUCAAUAAAAAAUAAAAAAACUUUUAUAUGUGUUUUAUAUGUUUAUAACAACAUAUAUGUCAAAGACAGUGAAAGCAAUUGCUUACGUACCUUUGUAGACAGGGGUUCGAUGAGGCACAACUGACUUUCAAUGACAGUCUGCAUCUAAAAAGCAGGUGCAAUCAAUGCGUGUUGCAGUGAACAAAUAACUACCUUUGCUUGAUGCACAGUGAUAUGGACUUAAAUUUGACAUCAGACAAACAAAAGGAUUUCAAGUCUGUAUCUUGGACUGUUCUGAGCAUAUUGCCUUCACUAAGUGUUUACAGUGCUAAAUUAAUUGAGUGAUAUCUGCCCAAUAAAUAUUUGAAGUGGUCAUGGUGAACUUUUCUCUUUACCUUUGGUGAAUGGCAGGGUAAGAAAUUAAGGGGUCUCAGGGCAAAAAUGCCACCCAAAAGUGAUGAAAAUGCAUUUUAUAUAUAUAUAUAUAGUAUAGUUAUCAAUAUUCUAUUUUAAGUUUAAUUAUAAACAUUAUCACAUAAAAUAUGAUUUGAUGUUUAUUUAUUUUAUGGGUAGGAGGAAAUAUUCUCUGUCUAAUUAUUCACAUUGAUAACUUAUGUUAAUAAAUUGAUUCAAUUGAAGUAUUUGAAUAAAAGGAUGACACAGUAUAAUUUUUUUAUGUAUAGAGAAAAAUGCCCCCGUAAAUGUAAAAAAUUCCCCUUAAAAUCAGAUCCAGAGGGCAAUUAUUGCCCCUUUAUGGAAAAGUUCAUUUCUGACACAGAUCUGGGGUAUUGUAAUGCUGUAAAGUUAAAGGAAUAAUUCAUGUAAAUAAACACUGUCAUCAUUACCUCAUGUUGUUCCAAACCUAUAUGACAUUAUUUCUUAAGUGGAACACAAAAGAAGUUAGGCUGGAUGUUAUCCUCAGUCACCAUUCACUUCAAAUGCAUCUUUUUCAAUGAAAGUGAAUGGUGACUGAGGAUAACAUUCAGCCUAACAACUCCUUUUGUGUUCCAUGGAAGAAAGUCUUAUGGGUUUGGAAGAACAUUAGGGUGAAAAAAAAAAAGUGAACUGAGUGAACUGUCCCUUUAAUGCAAACGGUAGCCAAUCAAAAGGGUAAUAGAAAACAUGAUAUUAAAUGUAAUUUCAAUCUCAUGAUAAAUUAAUGACAAGUAUAUUUUAAAUGUUAAAACACAAUAAACAUCUGAAUUGUAU